GAGUAAAUCAGCCUGUUGUGCAGGGGAGGCAGACACACAAACAGAAAAUUGGACUACAGUGCUAAGAUGCUGUAAGAAGAGGUUAACUAAAGGACAGGAAGAUGGGGCCAAGAGGUGGUGCUACUGUCUACUUUAGGGAUCGUCUUUCAAGGCGAGGGGCCUCCUAUCUCAAGCUGUGAUACAGGGACCAUGGCCAACUGUGAGCGUACCUUCAUUGCGAUCAAACCAGAUGGGGUCCAGCGGGGUCUUGUGGGAGAGAUUAUCAAGCGUUUUGAGCAGAAAGGAUUCCGCCUUGUUGGUCUGAAAUUCAUGCAAGCUUCCGAAGAUCUUCUCAAGGAACACUACGUUGACCUGAAGGACCGUCCAUUCUUUGCCGGCCUGGUGAAAUACAUGCACUCAGGGCCGGUAGUUGCCAUGGUCUGGGAGGGGCUGAAUGUGGUGAAGACGGGCCGAGUCAUGCUCGGGGAGACCAACCCUGCAGACUCCAAGCCUGGGACCAUCCGUGGAGACUUCUGCAUACAAGUUGGCAGGAACAUUAUACAUGGCAGUGAUUCUGUGGAGAGUGCAGAGAAGGAGAUCGGCUUGUGGUUUCACCCUGAGGAACUGGUAGAUUACACGAGCUGUGCUCAGAACUGGAUCUAUGAAUGACAGGAGGGCAGACCACAUUGCUUUUCACAUCCGUUUCCCCUCCUUCCCAUGGGCAGAGGACCAGGCUGUAGGAAAUCUAGUUAUUUACAGGAACUUCAUCAUAAUUUGGAGGGAAGCUCUUGGAGCUGUGAGUGCUCCCUGUACAGUGUUACCAUCCUCUACCAUCUGAUUAAAAUGCUUCCUCCCAACAUAGGA
This is a messenger RNA of Gorilla gorilla gorilla (western lowland gorilla), 843 nucleotides long. RefSeq names its product NME/NM23 nucleoside diphosphate kinase 1 (gene NME1). The record is from RefSeq and is a predicted model, not a curated record. Lineage: Eukaryota; Metazoa; Chordata; Mammalia; Primates; Hominidae. The coding region runs from base 190 to 648 and encodes 152 amino acids. Gene Ontology annotation, molecular function: nucleoside diphosphate kinase activity. Gene Ontology annotation, biological process: UTP biosynthetic process; GTP biosynthetic process; CTP biosynthetic process. The transcript is spliced from 5 exons.